CCUUCCCACACACAUUCUUGCAAAGAGGAAUAGUCAAGCAGGCUGUUUGGAGGCGAGCUGCCGUCAUCCACCACCUGUGUCUGUAAGCGCAGAGCCUCGCACGCGGGAUCCAUCGGAAGCCCAAGCAUUGUCAAGCUCUGCUGCUGCACCUGGGUCCGCAACGUGGGCUCUGCCAGAGAAACCCGUUAGAAACAAUGCAAAUGGGGAGUAAACAUGGCCUCGCCCAUGAAGAGGAAGCUGUGGUGAAAAGCAUUUUGUCCCGGAACCCCGCAGCCCUCCCCAUACCCUGGGCGCGGAGCACAAGGAUUGGUCCCUCCUCUUUGUACUGCUCUUUUCCUCUUAUUUCAGCUUUCUUCGAGAACAAAUCUGGUUUGUAGAUGUGCUUGGGGAGAAUGGGGGCCUCUUCUCCAAGAAGCCCUGAGCCUGUUGGGCCGCCGGCGCCCCGUCUCCCCUUCUGCUGCGGAGGAUCCCUGCUGGCGGUUGUGGUGCUGCUCGCGCUGCCGGUGGCCUGGGGUCAAUGCAAUGCCCCGGAACAGCUUCCAUUUGCCAGGCCUACCGAACUAAUUGAUGAGUCUGAGUUUUCCAUUGGGACACAUCUGAAGUAUGAAUGUCGCCCUGGUUAUUAUGGAAGACCGUUUUCUAUCAUCUGCCUAAAAAACUCAGUCUGGACAAGUGCUGAGGACAAGUGCAUACGUAAAUCAUGUCGUAAUCCUAGAGAUCCUGUGAAUGGCAUGGUGCAUGUGAUCAAAGACAUCCAGUUCGGAUCCCAAAUUAAUUAUUCUUGUACUGAAGGAUACCGACUCAUUGGUUCCUCGUCCGCCACAUGCAUCAUCUCAGACAAUACUCUCAUUUGGGAUAAUGAAACACCUAUUUGUGAGAAAAUUUCUUGUGGGCUACCACCCACCAUAGACAACGGAGAUUUCUUUAGUGCUAACAAAGAGUAUUUUCACUAUGGAUCUGUGGUGACCUACCACUGCAAUCUUGGAAGUGGAGGGAGAAAGCUGUUUGAGCUCGUGGGUGAGCCCUCCAUAUACUGUACCAGCAAUGAAGAUCAAGUGGGCAUCUGGAGCGGCCCAGCCCCUCAGUGCAUUUUACCUAACAAAUGCACGCCUCCAAAUGUGGAAAAUGGAAUAUUGGUGUCUGUCAAAAGAAGCUUAUUUUCCUUAAAUGAAGUUGUGGAGUUUAGGUGUCAGCCUGGCUUUGUCAUGAAAGGACCCCGCCAUGUGCAAUGCCAGGCCCUGAACAAAUGGGAGCCAGAGUUACCAAGCUGCUCCAGGGUAUGUCAGCCACCUCCAGAUGUCCUGCAUGGUGAGCGUAUCCAAAGGGACAAGGACAUCUUUCAGCCUGGGCAGGAAGUGUUCUACAUCUGUGAGCCCGGCUAUGACCUCAGAGGGGCUGCGUCUCUGCGCUGUACACUCCAGGGAGACUGGAGCCCUGCAGCCCCCAGAUGUGAAGCGAAAUCCUGUGAUGACUCCCUGGGCCAACUUCCUAAUGGUCGUGUGCUAUUUCCACGUAGUCUCCAGCUUGGAGCAAAAGUGGAUUUUGUUUGUGAUGAAGGAUUUCAAUUAAAAGGCAGCUCUGCUAGUUACUGUGUCUUGGCUGGAAUGGAAAGCCUUUGGAAUAGCAGUGUUCCAGUGUGUGAACAAAUCUUUUGUCCAAGUCCUCCAGUUAUUCCUAAUGGGAGACACACAGGAAAACCUCUGGAAGUCUUUCCCUUUGGAAAAGCUGUAACUUACAUAUGUGACCGCCACCCAGACAGAGGGAUGACCUUCGACCUCAUUGGGGAGAGCACCAUCCGCUGCACAAGUGACCCUCAAGGGAAUGGGGUUUGGAGCAGCCCCGCCCCUCGCUGUGGAAUUCUGGGUCACUGUAAAGCCCCGGAUCAUUUUCCGUUUGCUAAGUUGAAAACCCAGACCAUUGCAUCUGACUUUCCCAUUGGGACAUCUUUAAAGUACGAAUGCCGUCCUGAGUACUACGGGAGGCCGUUCUCUAUCACAUGUCUGGAUAACCUGGUGUGGUCGAGUCCCAAAGAUGUCUGUAAACGUAAAUCAUGUAAAACUCCUCCAGAUCCAGUGAAUGGCAUGGUGCACGUGAUCACAGACAUCCAGGUUGGAUCCAGAAUCAACUAUUCUUGUACUACAGGGCACCGACUCAUUGGUCACUCAUCUGCUGAAUGUGUCAUCUCAGGCAAUACUGCCCAUUGGAGCAAGAAGCCACCAAUUUGUCAACGAAUUCCUUGUGGGCUACCCCCAGCCAUCGCCAAUGGAGAUUUCAUUAGCACCAACAGAGAGUAUUUUCACUACGGAUCUGUGGUGACCUACCGCUGCAAUCUUGGAAGCGGAAGGAAAAAGCUGUUUGAGCUCGUGGGUGAGCCCUCCAUAUACUGCACCAGCAAAGAUGGCCAAGUGGGCAUCUGGAGCGGCCCGGCCCCUCAGUGCAUUAUACCUAACAAAUGUACGCCUCCAAAUGUGGAAAAUGGAAUAUUGGUGUCUGUCAACAGAAGCUUAUUUUCCUUAAAUGAAGUUGUGGAGUUUAGGUGUCAGCCUGGCUUUGUCAUGAAAGGACCCCGCCGUGUGCAAUGCCAGGCCCUGAACAAAUGGGAGCCAGAGUUACCAAGCUGCUCCAGGGUAUGUCAGUCACCUCCAGAUGUCCUGCAUGGUGAGCGUACCCAAAGGGACAAGGACAUCUUUCAGCCUGGGCAGGAAGUGUUCUACAUCUGUGAGCCCGGCUAUGACCUCAGAGGGGCUGCGUCUCUGCGCUGUACACCCCAGGGAGACUGGAGCCCUGCAGCCCCCAGAUGUGAAGUGAAAUCCUGUGAUGACUCCCUGGGCCAACUUCCUAAUGGUCGUGUGCUAUUUCCACGUAGUCUCCAGCUUGGAGCAAAAGUGGAUUUUGUUUGUGAUGAAGGAUUUCAAUUAAAAGGCAGCUCUGCUAGUUACUGUGUCUUGGCUGGAAUGGAAAGCCUUUGGAAUAGCAGUGUUCCAGUGUGUGAACAAAUCUUUUGUCCAAGUCCUCCAGUUAUUCCUAAUGGGAGACACACAGGAAAACCUCUGGAAGUCUUUCCCUUUGGAAAAGCUGUAACUUACACAUGUGACCCCCACCCAGACAGAGGGAUGACCUUCGACCUCAUUGGGGAGAGCACCAUCCGCUGCACAAGUGACCCUCAAGGGAAUGGGGUUUGGAGCAGCCCCGCCCCUCGCUGUGGAAUUCUGGGUCACUGUAAUGCCCCGGAUCAUUUUCUGUUUGCUAAGUUGAAAACCCAAACCAAUGCAUCUGACUUUCCCAUUGGGACAUCUUUAAAGUACGAAUGCCGUCCUGAGUACUACGGGAGGCCGUUCUCUAUCACAUGUCUGGAUAACCUGGUGUGGUCGAGUCCCAAAGAUGUCUGUAAACGUAAAUCAUGUAAAACUCCUCCAGAUCCAGUGAAUGGCAUGGUGCACGUGAUCACAGACAUCCAGGUUGGAUCCAGAAUCAACUAUUCUUGUACUACAGGGCACCGACUCAUUGGUCACUCAUCUGCUGAAUGUGUCAUCUCAGGCAAUACAGCCCAUUGGAGCACGAAGCCACCAAUUUGUCAGCGAAUUCCUUGUGGGCUACCCCCAGCCAUCGCCAAUGGAGAUUUCAUUAGCACCAACAGAGAGUAUUUUCACUACGGAUCUGUGGUGACCUACCGCUGCAAUCUUGGAAGCGGAAGGAAAAAGCUGUUUGAGCUCGUGGGUGAGCCCUCCAUAUAUUGCACCAGCAAAGAUGGCCAAGUGGGCAUCUGGAGCGGCCCGGCCCCUCAGUGCAUUAUACCUAACAAAUGUACGCCUCCAAAUGUGGAAAAUGGAAUAUUGGUAUCUGUCAACAGAAGCUUAUUUUCCUUAAAUGAAGUUGUGGAGUUUAGGUGUCAGCCUGGCUUUGUCAUGAAAGGACCCCGCCGUGUGCAAUGCCAGGCCCUGAACAAAUGGGAGCCAGAGUUACCAAGCUGCUCCAGGGUGUGUCAGCCACCUCCAGAAAUCCUGCAUGGUGAGCAUACCCCAAGUCAUCAGGACAAAUUUUCACCUGGGCAGGAAGUGUUCUACAGCUGUGAGCCCGGCUAUGACCUCAGAGGGGCUGCGUCUCUGCACUGCACGCCCCAGGGAGACUGGAGCCCUGAAGCCCCCAGAUGUGCAGUGAAAUCCUGUGAUGACUUCUUGGGUCAACUCCAUCAUGGCCGUGUGCUAGUUCCAUUUAAUCUCCAGCUUGGGGCAAAGGUGUCCUUUGUCUGUGAUGAAGGGUUUCGCUUAAAGGGCAGCUCCGUUAGUCAUUGUGUCUUGGUUGGAAUGAGAAGCCUUUGGAAUAACAGUGUUCCUGUGUGUGAACAUAUCUUUUGUCCAAAUCCUCCAGCUAUCCUUAAUGGGAGACACACAGGAGCUCUCCUUGGAGAUAUUCCCUAUGGAAAAGAAAUAUCUUACACAUGUGACCCCCACCCAGACAGAGGGAUGACCUUCAACCUCAUUGGGGAGAGCACCAUCCGCUGCACAAGUGACCCUCAAGGGAAUGGGGUUUGGAGCAGCCCCGCCCCUCGCUGUGAACUUUCUGUUCGUGCUGGUCACUGUAAAACCCCAGAGCAGUUUCCAUUUGCCAGUCCUACAAUCCCAAUUAAUGACUUUGAGUUUCCAGUCGGGACAUCUUUGAAUUAUGAAUGCCAUCCUGGGUAUUUUGGGAGAAUGUUCUCUAUCUCCUGCCUAGAAAACUUGGUCUGGUCAAGUGUUGAAGACAACUGUAGACGAAAAUCAUGUGGAACUCCUCCAGAACCCUUCAAUGGAAUGGUGCAUAUAAACACAGAUACCCAGUUUGGAUCAACAGUUAAUUAUUCUUGUAAUGAAGGGUUUCGACUCAUUGGUUCCCCAUCUACUACUUGUCUCGUCUCAGGCAAUAAUGUCACGUGGGAUAAGGAGGCACCUAUUUGUGAGAUUAUAUCUUGUAAGCCACCUCCAACCAUAUCCAAUGGAGACUUCUACAGCAACAACAGAACAUCUUUUCACAGUGGAACAGUGGUAACUUACCAGUGCCACACUGGACCAGAUGGAGAACAGCUGUUUGAGCUCAUGGGAGAACGGUCAAUAUAUUGCACCAGCAAAGAUGAUCAAGUUGGUGUUUGGAGCAGCCCUCCCCCUCAAUGUAUUUCUACUAAUAAAUGCACAGCUCCAGAAGUUGAAAACGGAAUUAGAGUACCAGGAAAUAGGAGUUUCUUUUCCCUCAAUGAGAUCGUGAGAUUUAGAUGUCAGCCCGGCUUUGUCAUGGUAGGGUCCCACACUGUGCAGUGCCAGACCAACGACAGAUGGGGGCCCAAGCUGCCACACUGCUCCAGGGUGUGUCAGCCGCCUCCAGAAAUCCUGCAUGGUGAGCAUACUCCAAGCCAUCAGGACAACUUUUCACCUGGGCAGGAAGUGUUCUACAGCUGUGAGCCCGGCUAUGACCUCAGAGGGGCUGCGUCUCUGCAUUGCACGCCCCAGGGAGACUGGAGCCCUGAAGCCCCCAUAUGUACAGUGAAAUCCUGUGAUGAAUUCCUGGGACAACUCCCUCAUGGCCGUGUGCUGUUUCCAUUCAAUCUCCAGCUUGGAGCAAAGGUGUCCUUUGUUUGCGAUGAAGGGUUCCGAUUAAAAGGCAGGUCUGCUAGUCAUUGUGUCUUGGCUGGAAUGAAAGCCCUUUGGAAUAGCAGUGUUCCAGUAUGUGAACAAAUCUUUUGCCCAAAUCCUCCAGCUAUCCUUAAUGGGAGACACACAGGAGCUCCCCUUGGAGAUAUUCCCUAUGGAAAAGAAGUAUCUUACACAUGCGACCCCCACCCAGACAGAGGGAUGACCUUCAACCUCAUUGGGGAGAGCACCAUCCGCUGCACAAGUGACCUUCAAGGGAAUGGGGUUUGGAGCAGCCCCGCCCCUCGCUGUGAACUUUCUGUUCCUGCUGCCUGCCCACAUCCACCCAAGAUCCAGAACGGGCAUUACAUUGGAGGACACGUAACUCUAUAUCUUCCUGGGAUGACAAUCAGCUACAUUUGUGACCCCGGCUACCUGUUAGUGGGAAAGGGCAUCAUUUUCUGUACAGACCAGGGAAUCUGGAGCCAAUUGGAUCAUUAUUGCAAAGAGGUAAAUUGUAGCUUCCCACAGUUUAUGAAUGGAAUCUCAAAGGAGUUAGAAAUGAAAAAAGUGUAUCACUAUGGAGAUUAUGUGACUUUGGAGUGUGAAGAUGGGUAUGCGCUGGAAGGCAGUCCCUGGAGCCAGUGCCAGGCGGAUGACAGAUGGGACCCUCCUCUGGCCAUAUGUACCUCUCGUACACGUGAUGCUCUAAUAGUUGGCACUUUAUCUGGUAUGAUCUUCGUUAUUUUAUUCAUCAUUUUCCUCUCUUGGAUAAUUCUAAAGUACAGAAAAGGCAAUAAUGCACAUGAAAAACCUAAAGAAGUGGCUAUCCAUAUACAUUCUCCAGGAGGCAGCAGCGUCCAUCCCCAAACUCUGCAAACAAAUGAAGAAAAUAGCAGAUGGCUGAAUAGAAACAGCUCCCGUCUACAGGCCAACGAGUUGCCCCUGUUCGCCGAGGCCCCGCCCCGCGGCCCGCCGAUUGGCCCCAGCCGCCCCGGUGCCAACAUUCAAUUCCACCCCAAGCGCCCAGGCCACGCCCACCUGUCAAGCACCCUGGAAACUUUUACGGGGUCUCCCGCAUCGCGUAUGGCGCCUCCCGUCCGCCUCGAGCGUCCUUUUCCUUCCCGGCGCUUUCCUGGGUUGCUUCUGGCGGCCCUGGUGUUGCGGCUGUCCUCCUUCUCCGAUCAAUGCAAUGCCCCAGAACAGCUUCCAUUUGCCAGGCCUACCAACCUAACUGAUGCAUCUGAGUUUCCCGUUGGAACACAUCUGAAGUAUGAAUGCCUCCCUGGUUAUCAUGGAAAACCAUUUUCUAUCAUCUGCCUAAAAAACUCAGUCUGGACAAGUGCUAAGGACAAGUGUACACGUAAAUCAUGUCAUAAUCCUAAAGAUCCUGUGAAUGGCAUGGUGCAUGUGAUCAAAGACAUCCAGUUCGGAUCCCAAAUUAAUUAUUCUUGUAAUGAAGGAUACCGACUCAUUGGUUCCUCGUCUGCCACAUGCAUCAUCUCAGGCAAUACUGCCAUUUGGGAUAAUGAAACACCUAUUUGUGAGAUAAUUCCUUGUGGGCUACCCCCCACCAUCGCCAAUGGAGAUUUCUUUAGCACUAACAGAGAGUAUUUUCACUACGGAUCCGUGGUGACCUACCGCUGCAAUCUUGGAAGUGGAGGGAGAGAGCUGUUUGAGCUUGUGGGUGAGCCCUCCAUAUACUGCACAAGCAAAGAUGAUCAAGUGGGCAUCUGGAGCGGCCCGGCCCCUCAGUGCAUUAUACCUAAGAAAUGCACGCCUCCAAAUGUGGAAAAUGGAAUAUUGGUGUCUGUCAACAGAAGCUUAUUUUCCUUAAAUGAAGUUGUGGAGUUUAGGUGUCAGCCUGGCUUUGUCAUGAAAGGACCCCACCGUGUGCAAUGCCAGGCCCUGAACAAAUGGGAGCCAGAGUUACCAAGCUGCUCCAGGGUAUGUCAGCUGCCUCCAGAUGUCCUGCAUGGUGAGCAUACCCAAAGGGACAAGGACAACUUUUGGCCUGGGCAGGAAGUGUUCUACAUCUGUGAGCCCGGCUAUGACCUCAGAGGGGCUGCGUCUCUGCGCUGUACACCCCAGGGAGACUGGAGCCCUGCAGCCCCCAGAUGUGAAGUGAAAUCCUGUGAUGACUUCCUGGGCCAACUUCUUAAUGGCCGUGUGCUAUUUCCACUUAAUUUCCAGCUUGGAGCAAAAGUGGAUUUUGUUUGUGAUGAAGGAUUUCGAUUAAAAGGCAGCUCUGCUAGUUACUGUGUCUUGGCUGGAAUGGAAAGCCUUUGGAAUAGCAGUGUUCCCGUGUGUGAACAAAUCUUUUGUCCAAGUCCUCCAGUUAUUCCUAAUGGGAGACACACAGGAAAACCUCUGGAAGUCUUUCCCUUUGGAAAAGCUGUAACUUACACAUGUGACCCCCACCCAGACAGAGGGAUGACCUUCGACCUCACUGGGGAGAGCACCAUCCGCUGCACAAGUGACCCUCAAGGGAAUGGGGUUUGGAGCAGCCCCGCCCCUCGCUGUGGAAUUCUGGGUAACUGUAAAGCCCCAGAUAAUUUUCCAUUUGCUAAGUUGAAAACCCAAACCAAUGCAUCUGACUUUCCCAUUGGGACAUCUUUAAAGUACGAAUGCCGUCCUGAGUACUACGAGAAUCCAUUCUCUAUCACAUGUCUAGAUAACCUGGUGUGGUCGAGUCCCAAAGGUGUCUGUAAACGUAAAUCAUGUAAAACUCCUCCAGAUCCAGUGAAUGGCACAGUGCAUGUGAUCACAGACAUCCAGGUUGGAUCCAGAAUCAACUAUUCUUGUACUACAGGGCACCGACUCAUUGGUCACUCAUCUGCUGAAUGUAUCAUCUCAGGCAAUACUGCCCAUUGGAGCACGAAGCCGCCAAUUUGUCAACGAAUUACUUGUGGGCUACCCCCCAACAUCACCAAUGGAGAUUUCUUCAGCACUAACAGAGAGUAUUUUCACUAUGGAUCUGUGGUGACCUACCACUGCAAUCUUGGAAGCGGAGGGAGAAAGGUGUUUGAGCUCGUGGGUGAGCCCUCUAUAUACUGCACCAGCAAAGAUGAUCAAGUGGGCAUCUGGAGCGGCCCAGCCCCUCAGUGCAUUAUACCUAACAAAUGCACGCCUCCAAAUGUGGAAAAUGGAAUACUGGUGUCUGUCAACAGAAGCUUAUUUUCCUUAAAUGAAGUUGUGGAGUUUAGGUGUCAGCCUGGCUUUGUCAUGAAAGGACCCCACCAUGUGCAAUGCCAGGCCCUGAACAAAUGGGAGCCAGAGUUACCAAGCUGCUCCAGGGUGUGUCAGCUGCCUCCAGAAAUCCUGCAUGGUGAGCACACUCCAAGCCAUCAGGACAACUUUUCACCUGGGCAGGAAGUGUUCUACAGCUGUGAGCCCGGCUAUGACCUCAGAGGGGCUGCAUCUCUGCACUGCACGCCCCAGGGAGACUGGAACCCUGAAGCCCCCAUAUGUACAGUGAAAUCCUGUGAUGACUUCCUGGGCCAACUUCCUCAUGGCCGUGUGCUGUUUCCACUCAAUCUCCAGCUUGGAGCAAAGGUGUCCUUUGUUUGCGAUGAAGGGUUCCGAUUAAAAGGCAGGUUUGCUAGUCAUUGUGUCUUGGCUGGAAUGAAAGCCCUUUGGAAUAGCAGUGUUCCAGUGUGUGAACAAAUCUUUUGCCCAAAUCCUCCAGCUAUCCUUAAUGGGAGACACAUAGGAGCUCCCCUUGGAGAUAUUCCCUAUGGAAAAGAAGUAUCUUACACAUGCGACCCCCACCCAGACAGAGGGAUGACCUUCAACCUCAUUGGGGAGAGCACCAUCCGCUGCACAAGUGACCCUCAAGGGAAUGGGGUUUGGAGCAGCCCCGCCCCUCGCUGUGAACUUUCUGUUCCUGCUGGUGCAAAUGAUGCUCUUAUAGUUGGCACUUUAUCCGGUACAAUCUUCGUUAUUUUAUUCAUCAUUUUCCUCUCUUGAAUAAUUCUAAAGUACAGAAAAGGGUAAGGUGUCCUUCCUUGACAAAGUACUAUACAGCUGAAGAACAUCUCAAAUACAAUUUUGGUUGGAAAGGAGCCAAUCGAUUUCAACAGAAUCAAAUCUGGGCUUCAUAAAGUCUUUGAAGUGACUUCACAGAGAUGCAGACAUGUGCACUUGAAGAUGCUGCCGCUUCCCCAGUACCUAGCAAAGCUCCUCCCUCUUUGUGUGCAUCACUGUGAAACCCCCACCCUUCUGCCUCGUGCUAAACGCACACAGUACCUAGUCAGGGGAAAAGACUGCAUUUAGGAGAUAGAUAAUGGUUUGGAUUACUUAAAGAAAUAAGGUGUUGCCUGGAAUUGCUGGUUUAUAAGUUGGUCAUUUUUCUUUUUUAAAAUAUUUGUAAUAUGGAAUGGGCUCAUUAAGGAGAGCUUGGAAAAUGCAGAAAGUUAUGAAAAAUAAGUCACAUAUGAUUAUGCUACCUAGUGAUAACCACUCCUAAUAUUUUGAUUCAUUUUCUGCCUAUCUUCUUUGACAUAUGUGUUUUUUUUUACAAAUGUACUUUUUCCCCCUUAGUUUCCUUUUAUUUUAUAGAGCAGAACCCUAGUCUUUUAAACAGUUUGGAGUGAAAUAUAUGCUAUAUCAGUUUUUUCUCUAGGAAAAAAAUUAAUGUACUAAAAAGGCAUUAAAUGACUACUGUGGUUAAGACCACUUGAGAGAAAUAUUUGGAAUAUAAGCUUUGGAUAUUUUCUUUUCUUUCUUUCUUUUUUUUUUUUUUUUUUGAGACAGAUUCUUGCUCUGU
This is a messenger RNA of Macaca mulatta (Rhesus monkey), 10368 nucleotides long. Lineage: Eukaryota; Metazoa; Chordata; Mammalia; Primates; Cercopithecidae. The record is from RefSeq and is a predicted model, not a curated record.